Messenger RNA from Acanthosepion pharaonis, 2205 nucleotides. The record is from the annotation of a GenBank genome assembly. NCBI's taxonomy places the organism in Eukaryota, Metazoa, Mollusca, Cephalopoda, Sepiida, Sepiidae.
AUGUCCAAACGUCGGAUUGAUGUUGGUGAUUCCUCCUCUUCUAAGAGGGGAAGAGAUGAAGAACGACAUCGAGAUUGGGAUGAAGAAAAAGAAGAAAAGAAACCCGAGAAGAAAAUGUCUAUCUUUGAGCAGUUCAACAUACCCAAACCACAGAUACAGUUAAAUCCUUUCACAGGAUUGCCAUUCACACCUCGUUAUUAUGAACUGCUGCGAAAAAGGAAUGCACUUCCUGUUUGGGAAUACAAGGAGAAGUUCACAGACAUGGUUAAUAAUAAUCAAAUUCUAGUUUUAGUUGGUGAAACAGGUUCUGGAAAAACAACUCAGAUUCCUCAGUGGUGCCUUGAAUGGGUGCGAGCACGUUACCCUAAAAAAGGUGUUGCUUGUACACAACCUAGACGAGUGGCAGCUAUGUCUGUAGCCCAACGUGUCUCUGAAGAAAUGGAUGUUUGUCUUGGUCAGGAGGUUGGCUACAGUAUUCGAUUUGAAGAUUGCACUUCAGCUAAAACGGUUCUAAAAUACAUGACAGAUGGUAUGUUACUGCGAGAAGCUAUGUCUGAUCCCCUUCUGGAAGCAUAUGGUGUCAUCAUGCUUGAUGAAGCCCAUGAACGUACUUUAGCUACAGAUAUCCUCAUGGGUCUUCUUAAAGAAGUCAGCCGACAGAGAGAUGAUCUCAAAAUCAUUGUUAUGAGUGCUACGCUUGAUGCGGGCAAAUUUCAGUUGUACUUUGACAAUGCUCCUUUGAUGAGUGUUCCUGGUAGAACCCAUCCUGUGGAAAUCUUUUAUACACCAGAGCCAGAACGUGAUUAUCUUGAAGCUGCAAUUCGAACUGUCAUUCAGAUUCACAUGUGUGAGGAAGGGGAAGGAGAUAUUCUUUUGUUCCUGACUGGCCAGGAGGAAAUUGAUGUAGCUUGCAAACGAAUCCAGCGCGAAAUAGACAACCUUGGUCCUGAUAUAGGUGAUAUGAAAUGCAUUCCACUUUAUUCUACAUUACCUCCAAAUUUACAGCAGAGAAUAUUUGAGCCUCCACCUCCUAAGAAGGCUAAUGGAGCCAUUGGCAGGAAGGUUGUAGUGUCUACCAACAUAGCAGAGACUUCCCUUACUAUUGAUGGGGUUGUAUUUGUGAUAGAUCCAGGAUUUGCCAAACAAAAGGUUUAUAACCCUCGUAUUCGAGUAGAAUCUUUGUUGGUGACGGCCAUCAGUAAAGCUAGCGCCCAGCAGAGGGCUGGUCGUGCCGGCAGAACAUGUCCUGGUAAAUGUUUCCGUCUCUACACGGAAAAAGCCUACAAAAAUGAAAUGCAGGAGAAUACAUACCCAGAGAUUUUGCGAUCCAAUCUUGGAUCUGUUGUAUUACAGCUAAAGAAGUUAGGCAUUGAUGAUUUGGUUCAUUUUGACUUUAUGGAUCCACCAGCCCCAGAGACAUUGAUGCGUGCUCUUGAAUUAUUGAACUAUCUUGCUGCUUUGGAUGAUGAUGGAGAAUUAACAGAGCUGGGUUCAAUGAUGGCAGAAUUCCCACUUGACCCUCAGUUGGCCAAGAUGGUCAUUGCUAGUUGUGACUGCAAUUGUUCCAAUGAAAUCCUUUCCAUCACUGCAAUGUUGUCAGUCCCGCAGUGUUUUGUGCGUCCCAUGGAGAUGAAGAAGGCUGCAGAUGAGGCCAAGAUGAGAUUUGCACACAUUGAUGGUGACCACCUGACGCUGCUCAAUGUAUACCAUGCUUUUAAGCAAAAUCAUGAGGAUCCACAGUGGUGUUAUGAUAACUUUGUCAACUUCCGCUCUAUGAAGAGUGCAGACAAUGUUCGGCAGCAAUUGGCUCGUAUUAUGGACCGGUUCAAUUUGCGUCGUUCAAGUACAGAAUUCACUAGCAGAGACUACUACAUUAACAUCAGGAAAGCCCUCGUGGCUGGCUUCUUCAUGCAGGUAGCACAUUUGGAACGAACAGGCCAUUACUUGACUGUAAAGGAUAAUCAGGUUGUCCAGCUGCACCCUUCAACCUGUCUUGACCACAAACCAGAGUGGGUCCUUUACAAUGAAUUUGUACUCACUACCAAGAACUACAUUCGUACAGUUACUGACAUCAAACCAGAAUGGUUGAUCAAAAUUGCUCCCCAGUACUAUGACAUGGUAAACUUCCCAGAAUGUGAAGCGAAGCGACAACUGGAACGUAUUAUUGCCCGCUUGUCCAGCAAGCAACAUUCUGAAGGCUUUUGA